Messenger RNA from Branchiostoma belcheri (Belcher's lancelet), 2248 nucleotides. RefSeq names its product protein FAM81A-like. The record is from RefSeq and is a predicted model, not a curated record. Lineage: Eukaryota; Metazoa; Chordata; Leptocardii; Amphioxiformes; Branchiostomatidae. The transcript has 7 exons. Bases 133 to 1257 code for a protein of 374 amino acids.
GCGUGACGUUAAUUUCAACAUGGCGGACUGAGACAAACUUUCUUGUCAGUUCGACUCGCGUCUUCUGCCAGGUUUCUUCGGGGUACGGAAAAUCUUUGGGUUACUUGUGGUUGAAGGGUCCAGAGGUCGUCCAUGGCGAGGGCUUCCCCGUCCCGUCUGCCGGCGCUCCCAUCGUCCGAGGGCGGGGAGCGGGGCCUGGUUCCUCUCCGCAACCGCAGCCCGCCGACCUUCCACCGGCUGGACGUGCUCGAGGACAGGCUGCUGCACCAGGAGAAGACCACCCAGUCCCUGGUAGACCGAGCCUUCCGUAUUAAGGAGGACCUGAUCGAGAGUCUGAGUUUCACCAAGGGAACCCUGCAGGGGGAGCAGACCGCCAGGCAGCUGCUGGAGGACCACAUCAGGACCAUCACCGUCGUGGUCAAGAGACUCAGCAGGGAGAUAGAGGUGUUGGAGGACCAGAUAAAGGCAAAGGAGUCGGAGAUCCAAGGAACCAACAUCACCGCCAAGAACCUGGAGUUCCAACAUGUGGCCGGGGUCGGAGACCUCAGGGGCAGGGUCGCCAGAUGUGAUGCGUCCAUCGCCCGUCUGGCGGCAGACCUGCGUACGGUGUCGGAGUCUCUCCAGGCUGUGCACAGAGAACAGACCAACAGUACCGCCAUCCUCAAGAACAAACUGGACAGGCUGGAGCAGUCGACCAGUGAGUUGAACAGCAACCUUGGUAAGACGACGACAGAGCAGAGCUCCAAGCUGAAGGAAGUAGAAGGACAGAACAGCAGCCAGCUGGCCCUGCUGGACUCCAAAACCCGCGGGCUGGUCGAGGACAUCCGCGCCUCUAUCGCCUCAAACCAUCGGUACGCGGAGGGGGAGAGGGAGAGGCUGGAGCAGCACCUGCUCAACAGGAUUGAACUGUCCCACCACACAAGGGAUGUCAGACAGGCGCAGUUUGAGAAGAGAGUGGAGGACAAGAUCGACAAGCUGGCCACGCGGCUGAAGAAGCUGGAGGAGGAAGUCCUGCGCCAGGCGGAGCGCGCCAAGGCCGACACCUUCGCCCAGACCACCAGGACGCGCAUGGAACGUCUGGAGAGGCUGCAGAGGGAGGAGGUGGAGAAGCUGCGGGCCGAGCUUCACCAUGGGUUCAAGGACGUGCACCACAGCAUGAACUCCAUGAGGUCAGUGAUGGAUGGAAAGAGAGAACUGCUGAAGGAGGAGCUGCAGAAGGAACUGACCCAGGUUAGGAAGAUGGUGGUGCUCAUCUAGGAAGAGAACAAGUAAUCUUGUGCUUAUCUCAAAUCAGCAGGGGACAAGCAGAACCGGGCAGAAUUGCCAAAGUUCAAGAAAGCCUAUUAAUUAUAUCUCCUUCACACUAAAUGUUGAGUGAGCUGGAAUGCCAUUGGCAUGAAAAUGUCUUUAGAAUACCCACUGUUACAUACAAUUGUCAUGUACAUAUGUAUACAGGUUCAUAUUCUUCCUGAUUGUAUGAAUGUUCGUUCUUCCAUGCAUCAAAUUUGAAUUCUUAAGAGACAGCAGAGGCAGAAAAGUUUGUGGUGAAAGUACCAAUGUUUGGUAAAGCAGUUUCUGUAGCAAGAUUUGUACCUGCAUGUCUGUCAAGUACAUGAUAUUUUAAGUCAAUGAAAAUAUCUAUGUAACUAUUAUGUAAUUUUCAUUCUAAGAAAGAACAUGAAGAGAAUUAAGAUACACAUUUUGUACUUGGAACAUUAUAUUAAUACCAGAAUGUAAUUUUAUCAAAAUCUUUAAUGAAUACUUGUUGACAAUAAUAUGAGCCUUCAUUGUACUUCCCGUUAAUGUUGUGAAUCCAUGUGUUAAAUCUAUGCAAACAUGUAAGGAUGGAUGUAUAUAGUAGAGAUGUAGGUAUAUAUUAUUAACAAGAGUUAAGAGCAUGUUGUACAUGUUACAUGUACAUACUUCUUUUUGUUAAAUAGAAGUUUGUGGUUGUUUUUCAAUCUCCAUGUACAUUCCUGUUGAUUCUAUUUUUGAUAAUUCUUUAGAUUGUUCUUAUAAGUCCAAGCUUGAUGGCUAAAAUAGUGUUUUACUUUAUGUACAUGGUAGGUCUUUUAUACACUGUAAUGGCAAGACAUAAACAAAAAAAUUAUGUAUUCUAUGCAACAGACCUAUUUCUAUGCUCACUACCUCAGUGAACCUGCAUUUCUGCUUCGUUAUGCUGUAAAGUUUUUCUUACGUAAAUACAAUUCUAUUGAAAAUAAACAAACACUUUUAGUACUACUUUAAA